CAAUAAGUGCAACUCCAUCCUGACUUGUUGGUGCAAUAUCAUUUUUCCAACAAAAUGAUUUUUUGGGUUAGUGUUCUACUCAUAGAAGCUUUUCAGGUCACAGCUGUCACACUGGAUCCGUGUUCUGCCUACACCAGUCUGACUGAACCAUGGAGGAACACGGAGUAUCACAUCAACCAGUCUUCCGGGAGUCCUGUCUGUGAUAGCCAAAUGUCCGGGGAGUGGUAUCGCUUCACGGGAAUGGCAGGGGACGCCAUGCCCACCUUCUGCAUCUCUGAGAACCAUUGCGGCACCAACGCGCCCAUCUGGCUCAAUGGCAGCCACCCUCAGCUACAGGAAGGCAUUGUCACUCUGCCAGCGUGUGCCAGCUUUGGAGAUAAUUGCUGCCAAUGGAAUGCCAGUGUGGACGUGAAAGCCUGCACUGGAGGUUACUUUGUGUACCGCCUGCCCAGACCUUCAGUUUGCUUCCAUGUCUACUGUGGUCAUUUUUAUGACAUAUGUGAUGACGUUUCAUGCACCGGUCCAAAAUGUCCCAAGUCGGAAUGUCGCUGUGCUCCUGGAACUGUUUUGGGACCAGACGGACAAACGUGCCUUGAUGUGAAUGAGUGCGAGACGGCCAACGGUGGCUGUGCAGAAGUCUGCGUCAACACCAAAGGAUCCAGACGAUGUGAGUGCCAUUCAAGCCGUGUACUGGAUGAGCUUGGGCUCAACUGUCGAGAGAUGGCAGGCUGCCAUGUAAACAAUGGAGGCUGCAGCCAUGGCUGCUCAUCGCUCAAAGAUUCCUACCGGUGUCACUGUCCUAGAGGGCUGCAGCUGAGCCAUGACGCACGCACAUGUCAGGUGCCAGUGGAGUGCAACCCCAGUUCCAUUACAGUGUCAGUACCAAAGGACAUCGUUGGAGGACUGGACCUCUUUCUUUCCAAUUCGUCAUGUCGUGGUAUCUCCAACGGCACACACAUCAACCUCAACUUCAGCCUCAAGAUGUGUGGCACGGCUGUAGAAGUGACAGAUGACAAGAUAGUGGCAACCAAUCUGGUGACAGGCGUUCCCAGGACCAGUCCAGGUAGCAGCGGGGACCUGAUAGUACGCACCACUAAGCUAGUAGUGCCAAUCACCUGCGAGUUCCCCAGAGAGUAUCAAGUGUCAGACGGAUACCAGGCGAGUCAGCGGGGAUCAGCCUUGGAGCUGGCUGGCCACAGCGAGGGAAUCUUCCCCUUCUCGCUGGAGCUCUUUAAGAACGCUGACUUUUCAGAACCUUACCGUACGCCGCCUCAUCUGGAUUUCCAUGACUUGCUCUUCUUCGGGGUGGAGCCCAAAGAGAGAGUGGAGGGUCUCUCUGCCUUGGUAGAGAGCUGCUUUGCGACACCGGGGCCCAAAGCUGACCAGGCCCUCAAGUAUUACCUCAUUAAAGACGGGUGUAUCUCGGAUGAAACAGUUAUUCAGUACUCAUCCAAGGACCAACUCUCCAGGCACUACCAGGUCCCUGUCUUCAAGUUCAUUGGCAAGGAGAACCGGCAGGUCUUCCUCCACUGUCAGGUGUUGGUAUGCAGCCUGAGAGACUCUCGCUGCACCCAGCCUUGUCGACGACGUGUGCGUCGUAGUGCCCCAUCUGAGCGUCAGCACACAUUGAGUGGGGGCCCCAUCUUCAUCCUACCCGAAACGAGCAGCCGGACGGAUCCGAAUGCCACAAAUGUUUCAAUCGCAGACAUUUAACUGACCAACCAGGCAUGUAUGAAUUUAAAGUUUGUAUUUGCGUUCUUCAAUGUGCCAAUGAAAACACGUCCUCCAUUCACAUUGCGUUGAAGACAAAGACUCGACACUGAUGAAACGGUUGUUUUAUUGGACCAAGUGUUGACUUGGAUAACA
Syngnathus acus (greater pipefish) is the source of this 1866-nucleotide messenger RNA. RefSeq names its product oncoprotein induced transcript 3 (gene oit3). The transcript has 9 exons. NCBI's taxonomy places the organism in Eukaryota, Metazoa, Chordata, Actinopteri, Syngnathiformes, Syngnathidae. The record is from RefSeq and is a predicted model, not a curated record. Bases 55 to 1713 code for a protein of 552 amino acids. Gene Ontology annotation, molecular function: calcium ion binding.